UAACAUCGCCAACUGCGAGUAACGUAAUUUCAUCUAGUUUGUGGAUCCAUGUGUGUUUCAGUGAGGCAAAAGCUUGUCGCUUAUGCACCCACCUCCCAGUCAACAAUAACAACAGUUAGUUGCGUAUCAUAAAGUUCACAAUUAUUUCGUGCGGUGCGCGAGGUCGCAGUGUUAACACCAUCGCAGUCUAAUGAUUGAGCAGGUCAUCCUGGUUCUGGUCCUUUGAUUCUGUAAUCUGAAUUCGCUCGGAGGUUCUCUCUCUGUGCAUGUGUGCGUCAGAAAAAUAUCUGUGUUCGGGCAGCACAAACCGUUUUAAAGAUUACAAACGUCAACGGAACUGCCAUCCAAUUAAAUAAUUGAAAAUACCACCAGGAAAUACUGAAAACUAGUGCAAAUAAACGCGCGAAAAUAAUAACUGCGAUUGCAAAUGUUUAAAUGUAUAGAUAAUCAGGAGAUUAUAAACAUAUGGAGUGAACAAAGAUACAAAACAACAAACAAUAGAUAUAUUGCAAUACAGAAGCAACGAUUCUCAGACGUGAGAAGCAAAAACCAAAAGUGGAAAAAUACCAAACUCUGGUCCAGGCCAGAGUGUAAAAUGCGCAAAACUUUGUUGUAAAACGUUCAAUAGCGAAGAAGCGUUGAAACGAGACGCGAGGAGUUGUGAUUAGUGAAUUAAGAAUAUUAAUCCGUUUUAAGUAUAAAGACAAAAGCACGCGACCUGGUGGAGUGACAAGUGGCCGAGAACAGACAAGAUGUUGCCUGCCAACGGGGGGGACUCGAAGCAGAGCCAAGUGAAUCGCAAAAUUUCCAUUCCGAAUAUUACCAUCAUACCGCGCAAGAGUGCCGAGGAGAUGCGUUUCCUGCCCAUCGCCGCCAUGCCCACAAAGCAUAACUCCAGCAUACACAUUAACAACGUUCAAUCGGCAAAAACCAACAACAAUAAUAAUAUCCACACGGCAAUGAAAUCCACACUGACCAUGACGCCUUUGAACAUGAACAUUGUACAAGCGAGUGGAGGGAAAACCACCAGCCUCGAACCAGGAGCCGUGGCUGCCAUUCAGCUGGUGCCCAUGCCUGCCACAGGCGGCGCCACAAACCAUCAUCCGAACCUCCUGGCCAUUAUAAGGACAUCCGGCAAGACCGCGAUGAUAAGUGCCACUCCACCGCAUGCCCAGCCAAUCAUGAUACGUCCUAAUCCAGCCAUGCCCCGGCUGUCACAUCCGAGCAAAGGAACUUUCACUAUCAACAGUAGCAAUGGUUCGACCACUGUUAAAGCCUCGUCAAUCGCCAGCGCCACAAAGACAGUCGCCAGCAGAACAUUAGCAGAGUUUCCCAAUUCGAUGGCCGCCAUGACGGCACCAGCACCAGCAGCACCUGUACCUGGUUCAGUAUCAGCAACUCCAACGGCAAUUGCAACGGCACCCGUAUCUGCAACUCUACCUGUACCUGCCGCUGGCUCCGUAACAGCUGCAUCAGUAGCAGCAGUGGCAAAGGCAGUUCCAUCGCCGCAGCAGCAGCAAAUCUCACUGAUCGGCGGGCAGCCAUUGAAACCACGUGCCCCGCUUAUACUCAGCAAGGUGGCUGUCGAUAAGCUGCGCAUUAAGAUCAAUCAGGCAAGGGUCAAUCCCAAUGCCAUCAUUGUCAGCAAGGCGCUUGAGCAGAGCAGUGCCGCCCAAGCGGAAGGAAAACUUCAACCCACGCCAAUUACCGUGAACGACAUGACCAAGACAUGCUCGACGCAGCCAGCAGCAUCAGUUGAGAGUGGCAGUGGAAGCAACAGCAGCAGCAGCAACAAUCAGUUCAUAUAUCCGAAAAAGGCGUUACCACUACCCAGCAGCAAGGACACAGCCAAACCCAAGACUUCCGCAUCAACAACAACCAUUGAGAGCAGCAGCAACAACAACAAAGAGAAAGACAACAAGAAGAAGUGUCCCAUAAAUGCCCUGCCUCUCUCCACAUCAAAGGACAUGUCAAAGGCUCCGCCCGCCAGCAGCAAGAUGAGCCCCAAUCCAAAUCCCAGAGAAAUCACCAUGCAAACCGUCAUCAAUGGCCCUCCACAGAAAACGGAACAGAAAGCAGAACAGAAGAUGGAACAGAAAACAGAGUCCAAGUCAAAGCCAAUGGGCAUGGCCCAGCCGCCAGCAACGCACAAAGUGAAGCGUUCCAAGUCAUUUGUGUCGCCUGAGGAGGUGGCCAUAAUGCGAGCCAUACAACGGCGUCGCUACUCGGUGGCCAGGGAACCCCAAGCACCUGCAAAGGAGCCUCAGGAGCCUGUAAAGCAGCCACAGGCACCCGAAAAGCUGCCCCAGGCAGCCGCAGAGCAGCUUCAGGCACACGCAAAGCAGCCCCAGGAACCCGUAAAACAGCCCCAGGAACCCGAAAAGCAGCCACAGGCACCCGCAAAGGAACCACAGGAACCCGUAAAGCUGCCACAGGCAGCUGCAAAGAAACCUCAAGCACCCGUAAAGCAGCCCCAGGAACCCGAAAAAGAGUCUCAGGCAGCCGCAACGGAGCCCCAAGCAGCCGAAACGGAGCCUGUUGCACCCGCAAAGGAGCCUGUUUCUCCUGCAAGCGAUCCCGUGGUAUCCGAUAAGGAAGACGACGCCGUUGUCAUGCUUGAAGAUCCGCCCAUUGUGACAAUCACAAUCGACACCGAUGAUAGCGACGAUGAGGGGGAGAAGGAGCAGUCGGCAAAGUUGCCGCCGAUUCUCUCCACAGCUGCACUGACAGUCACAGCCAUACCGGGAUCAGCUAGACGCACAUCCACACCGAACAGCAUCAGCACGAGCACCAACACUGGUACAGCACCGAGAGGCAUCUCCAACACUGGUGCCUCUUUGGGCAAGCUGGAAUCGCGCAAGAACUCACGAAAGAACUCUUCGACCAGCAACGGCGGCACUACGUUGUCUUCCUACAGGAAGAGUUCCCAUGGCAGCAUCAGCAUCUCAAGCAGCAGCUGCUCGCUCAACAGCGAUGUGGAGGAGGUUGUGCUGCCCGCCAAGAAGCGGAAGGAAGAGCCAGCGAUGCACAGGAAGACGCAGACGAUAAGCAUAGUCAAGGCGGAAUCUGUGUCCAACGAAGAUUUUGAGCGGUCGCUGCGUUGUGAGGAGGCGUUGGUCCAUACGCCCGAGUCCUCUGGCCCCAGAGCCUCCUCCGCCAAGGUGCCUCAGCGUCGGCCUGUGCCUCUACCCACGCAGAAUGGCCACCACCAGGCCAAGGCGCACAAGACGACCUUCUUCAUGAUUCCCACGCCCCCGUCUGGAGCCAAUGCCAUUUCGUUGAAGAAGGCGAUGCUCAACAACCUGCAGAUGCUGUGUUGGCGCCCACAGCAGCCGGCCAGCCUGCAGAACUCCUCGCUACGCUUCGACAUCAACCGCUACAGCCUGCUGCAGCUGAACGAAAGAUGCGAGCCACGCCAUGGUCCCGCCAGCUACUUCGAGCGCGCUCUUUUCGACCGUCCCGGCCGUCGGCCCACCGACAGCCUCCAUCCGCUGCUGUAUCUGUGCCAGCGAUGCAAUUGCCAUGGCCCUGCCGCUGAUUUUCUGGCGCCACAUUACUGUUCCGUGGGUUGUGUGCGACGAGCUCAGAAGCGGCGUAUGCCCGCCGUAGUCACAUCCCAGAGCAAGAUGCCCAAGAAGGGGCUGACGCCGCAACAACAGCAGCAGAAGAAGCUGGAGCAGCUGCAGCAUCAGCGGGCCAACCGGGCGGAGCUGGAGCAGCGGCGGAUCACGGCCUCCAAGAGGCCCUUCCGCUGGACCGACUACAUGAAGACACAUGGGCCAGAGUUGACGGCACCCAUUCAUCUGUUCUUCAAUCCGUUUCCACGCAACGCCAACUGCUUCGAGCGUGGCAUGAAGCUGGAGGCCAUCGAUCCAGAGAACUGUUCCCUUUUCUGUGUGUGCACCGUGUCGGAGGUGCGUGGCUAUCGGCUUAAGCUCAGCUUCGAUGGAUACUCCAGCAUGUACGACUUCUGGGUGAACGCCGACUCGCUGGACAUCUUUCCGCCAGGCUGGUGCGAGAGCACAAAUCGCAUACUGCAGGCGCCCAAGGGCUACUGCUCGCAGCGCUGGAGCUGGAGCCGGUAUCUGGUGAAGACCAACGCCAAGGCGGCACCCCGCGUACUCUUCCCGCACUUGAACCACACGCCGUACAAGCGUGAGAAUCGUUUCCGUCGUGGCAUGCAUCUGGAGGCGGAGGACCUCAACGACACGGGCAAGAUCUGUGUGGCCACGGUGGCGGACAUACUGGACGAGCGCAUACGCGUCCACUUCAACGGCUGGGACGACUGCUACGACUUCUGGGUGCACAUCAGCUCCCCGUACAUCCAUCCGUGCGGCUGGCAUGCCGGUCGCCAGCAGCUGAUUGUGCCCCCCAGCUACCACAACACCGUCUUCAGCUGGGAGGACUUCUCGCGUCGCAAAGGCGGCAUUGCAGCACCCGAGGAUCUGUUCUCACCGCGGCAGCCCAUGGACUUUCAGGCGCGCAUGAAGCUGGAGGUGGUGGAUCAGCGCAAUCCCUGCUUGAUCCGUCCGGCCACGGUGGUCACCCGCAAGGGCUACCGCGUGCAGCUGCAUCUGGAUUGCUGGCCCAACGAGUACUACUUCUGGCUGGAGGACGACAGCCCCGACCUGCAUCCCAUUGGCUGGUGCGAGGCCACACAGCACGAGCUGGAGGCGCCGCCCGGUUUCCUGCAGGCCCCCGCCCAGAUGCCCUGCGACGUGGAAGGCUGCCGCGGCUUCGGAAAUGCCAAGCGCUUCAACCUCAACGUUCACGCGCUGCCCGACUGCUGUCCGUAUGCACCCGUGAACUGGCGCCAGUGGCGCUCCAAAACGGUGAAGCCGCCACGCGUGGCACCCGAUCAGAUCAGUCGGGUACCGCUCCGCGAGCCAAAGAAGUUAUCUGUUGAUAAUUUGCUCCCGUCGCCACUGUCAACCUUUGGGAAAGGAUACAGACGGGAGGGCCUGCCAGAGCUGAUCAUCGAAGCGGAGCGAGUGGAGCCGGACAACGCGCAGAUAGUCAUCGAGGGCGAGUGCAUGAUAGAGGACGAGGCUCAGAUUGUCAUCAAGGAAGAGUGCAUCGAGGAGGAGCGGCCAAAGCUUAUCGUCGAGUUGGAGGCCAAAAUCGAAGACAAGCCAGAGAUCAAACCCAAACGCAGGGAGACGAUACCCAAAGCCAAGGACAUCAAAGAAGAUACCAAGGCGGUCAAAGAGGAGGCAAAGCCUAAGAUAGUCAAACGACAGGAUGAAACGACAGCUAAAUCGAGUGAGGCAAUGCCCAAACAGAAGGAGAAGGAGACGAUACCCAAAACCAAGGAGGUAAAGUCCACAGAAAAGGAAGCAAAGUCCACUGCAAAGAUCGUGCCCAAGGAGCCCAAACCCACACCCAAAGAGACAAAAGCCACGCCCAAGUUGAAGGAAACGAAACCCACGCCCAAAGAGAAGGCAGCCAAGCCCACAGCACAAAAGGCUAAGGAGACGAAAGCACCGGCUGCACGUAAAGUAAAUGCGGAGGAGCCGGUGGAUCCUCGCUGCAUCACUAUUGCCAUGCCCAUUGUGAAGGACUAUGGGCCACAGCUUGUGCACAAUUAUCGUCUCUGGCAGAAGAACAGCGCCUUUGCUCUGAGCACGAUCAAAAGCAAUCCCCUCUACUGGACCAACUGGGAUGUGUACGAGUACGUGGAGCGUGCCCUCGACUCUCGCAGCAUUGCGCAGACAAUAUUUGACCAGGACAUUGAUGGACGGGCGCUGCUCAUGCUGGGACGCAAUGAUAUCAGCGAUCAUCUGCAUCUGAAAACGGGCCCCGCCGUUAAGCUCUUCUCGCACAUUGUCAACCUUCGCAUUGCGGUCGUCUGCAAGUUCAACAUGACCUGCUCGGGCUUGGACAUUUUCAACUUCGAGGAUGUCGACGCGCUAAAUCAGAAGACGGUCACAAAGCAACGGGUCGAAUGCAAGCAAAUUCCACUGCAACAGUCACAGCAGAAGAAUCCUCAGCAGACAAUGAACAGCAGCAGCAGCUAUGAGCUGGAAGAAGAGUCGGACGAUGAUUUUGAUGAGGAUGAUGACAGUGAGGAGACUGUGGGCGAGAGCGUUAACAAACUCGAACUGGAGGAAGAGCAUGUCGGUGUUGAGGAUGAGGAGGACGAUGAGUUGGACAAUGAGGAUUUUCAGAGCAUCAAUCCCAUCAGUUUGACCCACGAUGACAAUGACGAUGAUUCGGAUGUGGUGAUGCUGCCGACGCCGCUCAAGGAGCGGCAUUGCAUGACCACAGCAACGUAGGCGUCCCGCCACUCCUCUUCACUCAACUUCACACCUCUCCACUCCACUCCGCUUCGUUGAUUAAUUUUUGAUAAGAUUUUUGUUGUUGCAUCCGGCAUAUUGGCGCACGUUUUCGGGUAUUAAUUAUAUUAUGUAAUAUUAUAAAAUAGUAUUUAAAUGUUUAAGCGAAUCGUAAAGCGAUCAUUUUGAUUUCCUAAAUAUAUAUUCAAAAUCUCAAUAAAGAACCGACGUACCCACGUCUAAGCUUGGAA
This is a messenger RNA of Drosophila guanche, 6526 nucleotides long. RefSeq lists its product as uncharacterized. The record is from RefSeq and is a predicted model, not a curated record. The coding region runs from base 753 to 6275 and encodes 1840 amino acids. The transcript has 6 exons. Gene Ontology annotation, molecular function: zinc ion binding; sequence-specific DNA binding. NCBI's taxonomy places the organism in Eukaryota, Metazoa, Arthropoda, Insecta, Diptera, Drosophilidae. Gene Ontology annotation, cellular component: nucleus. Gene Ontology annotation, biological process: regulation of DNA-templated transcription.